UGUUUCCAUUCCUUUGCAACAUUUGUUCCCAAUUUAAGAAACUGGAAAAAGCCUGUUCAACAAAGGUGCUUUUCAAGCCUCCCUAAAUUGUGUGAUGAAAUCUUUAUGACUCUCUCCAAUUAUUAUCUGCUCCAUGAAUUUGUUCAACACAAAAUGAAGCCAGAUUUCUUUUUGUUAUACUCUUGAAAACCCCUCUCAAUCCAUCCCAAAAUGAAGCCAGAUUUCUUCAAAAAUCUACCACCAGAAAUCAUCACCGAGAUCUUCUUAAGACUACCUGUUGUAAGCGUUCCAAUAAGCAAAUGUGUUUGCAAGCGAUGGCUCCAUCUGCUGGAGUCUGAUGAUUUUGUCAAGUCUCAUUUUGCCAGAUCCGCCCCCGCCCUCGUUGUUUUGGGGGAUUCAGGUCGGUUGAAAGUUUUGGAGUGGGAAGGCGAGCUCGAUCCACUCACCCAGUAUGAUUUCCCUUACCGCCCAAGAGAAAUAAACACUUCUGUUAAUGGUUUGCUUUUUCUAAGGCUAUAUCUUUUGCUUUGUGUAUGUAAUCCAAUCACUUGUGAAGUUAUUAAGCUGAAUCUGCCUUCAGAUCCACAAAAAUCUUUUUCAAAAGUAUCUGCUUUUGGAUUUGGGGCAAGCAAAAUCACUGGCAGAUACAAGGCGGUCUGUUUUAAAUACAAUGACUAUGAUGAUAAAUUGGAUUGUCAUGUAUACACUCUUGGAACAGGAUCUUGGCGACGCCUUGAAGGUAUUAAUCCGUAUGUGUACCAGUAUGAUAAAGGUGCAUUUGUUAAUGGAAAUCUCCAUUGGACAGCAUCCAUUGGAGAAGAUUCGUCAUGGAUUUCUUGCUUUGAUGUUGAAACAGAAUGUUUUAGCUUCUUUAAAGCUCCUCCUUAUCAUGCUCAGGGAUUGCCCUUCACAAGAGGAAGGUCCUUGUGUGCUUUGAGCGGUUGCCUAUGGUUUUGCGAGGAGGCAUUCGAAUAUGAAAAUGAUGGUGGGCGAUGUGAGCUUACUAUAUGGAUUAUGAAGGAAUAUGGAGUGGGUGAAUCGUGGAGCUUGGCAUAUGUGAUCCCUCUCGUUGAUAAUGACACGUUUCUUGUUGAUCCCAUCAAAGUUUCCGACAAUGGCGACCUAUUGAUUUUACUGGAGGGAAGGCCUCUGACAGUGUCGACUGUGGGAUUUUCACUCCCACCCUUGUUUCACUCAAAACUUUAGGUUUAGGUGUGGAGAAUGUAAUCUCAUUCUGAUUGUUUGCAUUUUCAUAAUGCUGCCAUCAACUAAAUGUAUGUUUGAAGAUUGAAUUAGUAAUGUAGCAUAUCAUUUAGAUCAA
Salvia miltiorrhiza (redroot sage) is the source of this 1321-nucleotide messenger RNA. RefSeq names its product F-box/kelch-repeat protein At3g23880-like. The coding region runs from base 211 to 1206 and encodes 331 amino acids. The record is from RefSeq and is a predicted model, not a curated record. The transcript has 2 exons. Gene Ontology annotation, molecular function: protein binding. NCBI's taxonomy places the organism in Eukaryota, Viridiplantae, Streptophyta, Magnoliopsida, Lamiales, Lamiaceae.